Messenger RNA from Ilyonectria robusta, 807 nucleotides. RefSeq lists its product as uncharacterized. Gene Ontology annotation, biological process: regulation of DNA-templated transcription. Gene Ontology annotation, molecular function: DNA-binding transcription factor activity. Bases 296 to 715 code for a protein of 139 amino acids. The record is from RefSeq and is a predicted model, not a curated record. The transcript has 3 exons. NCBI's taxonomy places the organism in Eukaryota, Fungi, Ascomycota, Sordariomycetes, Hypocreales, Nectriaceae.
GAAAUAAUCUUUUAUUGCAGGCGUUUUAUUUUCCUCUUUCAACUUAUCUUUCUUUCUCUGUAUCUCCUUGCCCCCCUAAUGGAGUCUGCUUCAGGUAUGCCGUACGAACCACGAUUGACCUGGCAAAGUCCCGCCACAAGCCCUUUCUACUCAACUUACAUGCUUGGAGGGGAGAGCCCACCACGCCCUUGGGGAUUAUCCAUAGAUCGGAUGAAUACACGGGCUAUCUGGGGCGCGAUCCGAGUGCGAUGGUAGCGUUAGGGGGGAGCCAGUGGCGGGACUGCCAACACCACCAAUGGAUGACCUAUCACAAGAGGGCCUGGAUCGUAACCGGAGCACGGCCAUGAUCCGAACCGCUAAGAAUAAACGCCGAGUGCAGAACAGGGAAGCGCAACGCCGGUUCCGUACUCGCAAGGAUCAGUUGCACAAGACGCUCCAGCAAAAGACGGACGACCUUCGCGCAGAGUGCCAGGCGCUUUGUGAUCAACACGCCAAGAGCAUCGCCGAAGUCUCCCGGCUCCUCAUGGAGAACGAGGCACUGCGCUCCGAGGCCAAGGACCAUCGUCAACAACAGGGCCUGAUGACGACCGUCCUGCAACUGCUCCUCCGAGGCUCCCAGUCACCGUCCAAAGCCGUGGAGGAUGCGGGAUUUUUCGAUGUCCGGAGCUGUUGGGCGGACUUGGUCGAUCUUCCCCCGCCCCACGACUCGGGCUAGUUAUCUACCCUAUGCUUUCAUUUUUGGGCACGGAGGAUAGCCGAUAUCAAUUUUCACACCCACUUUUCGCGAUUGCAUCCCUUGGUCGCUUC